AAGGGUAACUGCCAUUGAAAAAUGGGAAGUUUCUUUCGGUGUACUGGAGUGAAGUAAAGUAAAGGCAACCGAGGUUUCAUGCUGCAACUUGUCAAACGUGUUCCCCAACAAAGUCUCUCGGCAUUUGGAAAUGUGCAGCAUUGUGCAGCGGCAAGAAAAACAGCAGCAGCAGCGACGAAAACAACUCGCAUAACUGUGACUUGUAUUAAUUUUCAAGCUUUUCCAAAGCUGCAAGCCAAAAGAAAAUCCUAAUCCCGCGUUGUCUCAGCAGAAAUAUAAUGUGCGCGGCGACAAAGGCUUCAAUUAGCAUUUAGAAAAGCCGCCCCAUCAUCGUGAUCCCAUCAGCACAGUCCCCCUACAGAUGGAGGAGGACGUGCUGAACGCCCUGCAGACGCGGAGUGCCUACCUAUCCGGCGGAUUCGAUCGCCAGAAGCGCAUCAUCUUCGUUGUCAACGCGUUCAACGAUCUGCAGCUGUGGAACCGCCGCUAUCUGCAGGUGACUCUGGACUAUCUGAAGCGGUCGCUCAGCGCUUCGGUUCUGCAGAAUGGAGUGAGUGUGGUGGUCAAUGCCCAGGAGAGCAGUUCGCGGAUCUCGCGGCAGCAGGUGCGCCAGAUAUACUCCCUCUUCGGGGGCGACAUCAAUGUGGAUCUGUAUCUAGUCAGGGCGGAGGGCUUCUGGGAGAAGCAUGUGGAGCCGUGCACCAAGUCCCAGGUCAAGGGAGAGCCCCUGGUGCUGUCCAAGGCGAGGCUGUUCAAGUUCAUAGAGCCGCAGAACCUGCCCGAGGAGCUGGGCGGCACCUUGCAGUUCAACUACGAUCUGUGGCUGCAGCAGCGCAAGUCCAUCGACGAGUUCACCAGAUUGCAUGUGCAGACUCUGGCUUCGAUGGAGAAACUGUUGGCUCUGCUGCGGGAGCACAGGUCCCUGCGGCCGGCGGAAGCGGAUGUGGAGCUGAAGAAGUGCGCCCAGCUGCACGCCGGUGUCCAGGGCGACAUAGAAGCCGCCAUCGACAUGGGUAACGCGAUCUUGGCCCGCUUCAACGAGGUCUACGAGACGCAUUCACCGCCGCCACAAGCGGUCGCACCUGCCUCGGAGUCCGCCGCGAGCCCCCCGCCAACUACUGCCCACUCCGCCACUGCUGUUCCCGCGCAGCAGCAGAAGCCCCUGCUGCCCCCCGAUCUCGUGUGUGAACGGGCCCGCAUCGAGCUGCGAUUGAACGAGAUCGAGAAGAAACAGACGGCCAUUCGGACGGCCUGGCUGGAGUUGCUGCGAUCCCUGCGGGAGGCACGAGAGCUGAGCACUCUGGAGGAGGGCGUGUCCUUCGUCACCAACUGGAUCCUGCAGGAGGCGGAGCAGCUCCUUAGCCGCCAAAGGAGCAUUGCAGGGGAUGUCCGGGGCUGUGAGGCCCUGCGCUCCGCCCACGAUCAGCUCGAGUUGGAGUGCCGGGACACCUACGGUUGCUACGCCGAGCUGCUCUACAAGAUCGAGAGAUUCGCCGGGGACAGGCAGGCGUCUCCCAAGGACUUGGUUCUGUGCCAGGAUCUCCUCUCGCAACGGGAUUUCAUGCAGUUUGUGUGUCGCUCCUUUGCCAAGAGGUUGGAGCGCCGAAGGAAUGUCCUCAUGACCGCCCUGAGGUUCCACCGACUCCUCGACCAAUUCGAGGAGCUCCUGACCACGGGUAACCAUGUGCUGGAGGUGGACAGCCGAUCGCUCGACUGGCCCGAGGCGGAGCAGCUGCUCAUGCAGCUAAAGAACAACCAGGAAACGAUGGGCCACGUCGAGCGCGAUCUUGUGCGUGAAGGUGAGAAGCUGAGCGACAUGCUGGCGAUGCCGGUGAAAGACGCUCUGGGUCGCGACCUCCAGCUGGACUACAGCCCCGAGAUCGCCCAGCUGCGGCGGCAGAUCGACGAGAGCAGGCGGCGGCGUCAGGUGUGCGGCCAUCGGUUGGCGCUGCAGCGGCUCACCUUGGAGCAGGUGACCCACAUCCACGCCUACGAGGAGGACGCGCGGAGGGCGCGGGACUGGCUGCAGGAGCUGUACGCCGUCUUGCUGCGGUGCCACUCCCAUGUCGGCUGCAACAUCCACGAGAUCCAGCUGCAGAAGGACGAGCUGCAGGGGUUCGAGGAAACCGGCCGGAGCAUCUACCACUACGGCUGCCAGUUGCUGGAGGCUUCCCAGACACUGCGCCUCUGCUGCAAGCUGGAUCCGUCGGGGUCUGGGUCGCAAUCCAAUCCCGGCCAGAGCUUGAUCAGUGAUGAGCUGGAGCACACGUGGCACAGCCUGCAGUCCGUGGCCCAGGAGCAGAUGACCAGACUGCGGGUCUCGGCCGUAUUCCAUCGCUCUGUGGAGGCCUACUAUCGCCAGCUGAGGGAACUGCGUCCGCUCUUGACCCAGGAGCUCUCCGCCCAACUGCAGCAGCAACAACGACAGCAGCACAACCGCAGCAGCAGUGGCAUAAGUAGCGAUGCUGAGGGAGAAAUCGAAGCGGAGCUCUCUCCACUGGGAGAAAUGCCCCCUCGCUUGCAGCGUCAUCUGGUGGCCAGGGAGCAGCUCCUGGUCGAGGUGGGCAGAAUGGUCAGGUUGGGAAGACUGCUGAAGAAGCGGCUCAAGGAGCCCUUCGUCCUGGAUGCCCUGACGGGCAAGAGAUUUCGUAAUUUGUUUGCCAAAUCAAAGGGAGACGAGGAAGUGGAGCAGGAGGUAGCACCCAGGCCGGAAGUGCCCAGCAUUGUGGUGGACGAACCGCCCAACGAGCUAGAGCCUCCGGUGGAGGAAAGUGAAAAUAAAUCCCCAAAUGGAGAGCAAACUGAGGCUAAUACCACUGCUCCCUUGGCAAGCGAAGAGGAGGAUUUGGCGGGAAGUCCCCAUGAAGUCCUAAGUGAUUCCUCAAGCGAUCUCAGCCGACUUUUGGAGGCCAUAAACGAGGCCAGUAAACUGCCGGAAGUGAGUAGUGAGGAUACCCAGGGUGAAGAUGAGGAUUACGAGGACGACGACGAUGAUGAGACGGCCAGCACUUCGAGUGUCAAGACCAAAAUAGCCAAGGCCUCCAUAGAAAGGGAUAUCAUUCUGGAGGAAACCGAAGAAGAGGAGGAGGAUGAGGUGGACUCUGGGCCACCUCUCAAAAGCCUGGACAAGAUCAAGGCCCUCAUUCGCAACGAUAGUGAGACGUAUCCGCAGAGCGAAUAUACCGAUAAUGAAACGCCCUCGCACUCACGCACUGCCUCUGUGGAUUCCGGAGCCCCCGAUAACCCGCGUCUUUCUGGUGAUUUCAGUGUGGUGGCCGACGAACUGCCUCUGGACAGCAGCCCCAGUCCACCCCAUGACAGCGGAAGAAACAGCAGUGCUGGCAGCGAGGUGCCCGCAGAGUCCGCGCCAGCCACUGUGCAGGUGGUGCCCACGGGAAGCAACGAACUGGCCUGCGCCGCCAUCUCCCACAAGCUGGGAGCCAUUGCCGAGGUCGCCGAGUCCCUGGACGCAGUCAUCCGGGAUGUCCAGCAGCAGGAGGGAGCAGCCAGCAGUGGGAUCACCAACGGCACCGCACCCCACGGCAUCAAGAAGCUGGGGAGCAUCGAGGACUGGCACUCCCGCUCCACCGAGGACGAGUCCUUCGCCACCGCCUCCGAGGGCAACUUCACGCCCAACUCGCACUCAUCCUCCUUCCAAACGGCCUCGGGACGCACUAGCUCCUACAUAGGCUCGGCUAAGAACUCCUUCGACGAGGCGGAUGACUCCACCUUGAGCACCUUCGAGAUACCCGAGCUGCCGCACUCCCCGGUGAACAUGUCCUUCGAUAGCUCCGAGCUGAGUUACUUCUCCGCCCAUCAACAGAGGAUGAAGAGUGAGGAUCAGGACAGUGUGGUGGGCGUGGCCGAGCUGCACAGUCAGAGUGUGACGCCCACGCCGGACGAGGAGCAGCAGCACCUGCUCCUGCCACUCCCCCUGCCCCAGGCCAUCGAAUCGGACAGUGAGGUGGAGGGCUUCAGCUUGGCCACGGGAAUCACCACGGAAACGGCCCCCAGGAUGUCCAAUGCCCACACGCCGGAGGUGAGCUACCGAUCCGCUGAUAAUACCGCUCCGCCUUCAACUAACCCCAACGAAUCCAAACCGCCGACGUCCUGGCGACGCAGUAAAUACUACGAGAACAUAACGAAGCAGACGAUCAAGGGAUUUCUCUAGGAGAUGUGGCCCACCUGUGCCACCAGAAAGAUGAGCCCAAUGCUUUCCCGCCCAAUUAACCCGCGCCAUUUGCUUCUCCGCCGAUGCUCGACAUUCUUGCCAUUAAUUAGUUGGCAUAUUAUUUUUGAUGUUUUCCUCAAAACCUAUUUUAGCCCAUGAGCUAAAAGUUUUUCAUCCGUUUUGUUUUGUUUGCUAUCUUAUUUAGCAUGAUUUUUUUAGUUACUAAAUUGCUUGCAUAAAAUUGAUUGAAAUAUUUCUUGGUUCAAACUUGUUCUGUUUUAUUUAUCCCAGCUUUAUAACUAGUAAUUAUUUUCUUAGUUCAAAUUUAGUUUAAGCCCUGCAAAAUUAGAGAAUUCCAGAAUAUCUAUAAAUUAUUUAUAAUAAUACAUUUCAUUCAGUCACAGCCAGUCGAAAUUUUUUGCCAUUAAUUGUAUGUUUAAUAUUUAUUUAUAACUAUUUCUCCCCACACAGUCACAAACUAUAGUGCAAUUAAUAUUGGAAAUGUUUUACCCCAAAAAUAAAGCUAAUCAUAUACA
Messenger RNA from Drosophila biarmipes, 4707 nucleotides. Its product is annotated as SEC14 domain and spectrin repeat-containing protein 1-B. Bases 362 to 4171 code for a protein of 1269 amino acids. The record is from RefSeq and is a predicted model, not a curated record. The transcript has 9 exons. NCBI's taxonomy places the organism in Eukaryota, Metazoa, Arthropoda, Insecta, Diptera, Drosophilidae.